Molecule: messenger RNA, 2364 nt
Organism: Gaeumannomyces tritici R3-111a-1
Lineage: Eukaryota; Fungi; Ascomycota; Sordariomycetes; Magnaporthales; Magnaporthaceae
Exons: 1
Coding region: 358-2136 (592 amino acids)
Biological process (GO): protein modification by small protein removal
Molecular function (GO): peptidase activity
Source: RefSeq, a predicted model, not a curated record
CGUGUUACUGCGGUGGCUGACGGUCGCGCGGGUUUAGGUAGAAGCCGCUGUACGUGGCGGAUUAAUUCAUGUGCCAGACCAGAUUCAAAACCACAGCCCUUUGAUUGAUCUCGGACCUCACGGAAACCCUUAGAAAUCGAAAGACGCAUCCUCCCUUCAUUGCGCCCACGGAUCGAUUCUCUUGAUACCCAUUUCUUAGAAAUUGAGGACGGCUUCUCCCUCCUCAGUGAGCUCAUUUCAUCCAACCAGGUCUCAUCAUUUAGGCGCGCUAGGGGGCAUUGCGCGACACGAGCCCAAGUCCAACAAACAGCAGCAUCAUCGCUCGAAUUGCCUCAAUCAUUUUACACGGUCUUCACGAUGGAAGUCCAUGUGCUCAUAUAUGACCUCUCUGGAGGCAUGGCGCGCCAGAUGAGCCUUGGCAUGCUGGGUUUCCAGCUGGACGCCAUCUAUCACACCUCUAUCCUGCUCAACGGCCUCGAGUAUGUUUACGACGGCAACAUCGUGGCCAUCACCCCGGGCACGUCUCAUCUCGGAAACCCGCUCGACAGGGAGCCGCUUGGGACGACGCAACUGCCCAUGGACGUUAUCGAGACCUAUCUAGACUCUCUGCGAUCAGUCUACACACCCGAAGCCUACAACCUAUGGCGGCAUAACUGUAAUAACUUCAGCAACGACUUUGCCACAUUCCUUGUCGGGAAAGGCAUCCCCGACAAGAUCAUCAACAUGCCCGCCGAGGUGCUGGAGUCACCUCUUGGCCGCAUGCUCAUGCCCGCCCUCGACCAACAGGUCCGCGCGAGCAAGCAGCAGAACGGCGGCGGCAUCCUGGGCAUCCAGAACGGCCAGCAGGCCGGCGGCUCCAGCGCCGCCGCCGCGCCCGCCUUCAGAGUCCGCGAGGUGAUGAACCUCGGCGGCCUGGACGCGCUCCUGGCCGAGGCGCGGGGCUCGUGCGCCGUCGUCUUCUUCACCUCGGCCACCUGCGGCCCCUGCAGGAUGCUCUACCCGCUCUACGAGGAACUGGCCGAGGAGGUGGCGGACAAGGGCCUCGUGAUCAAGGCCGACAUAUCCAUCGCGCGGGACGUCGCUGCCCGCUACUCUAUCACCGCGACCCCGACCUUCAUCACCUUCCUCAAGGGCGAGCAGGAGAACCGCUGGAUGGGGGCCGACGCGAGCGCGCUCAGGGGCAACGUCCGCCUCCUGGUCCAGAUGGCGUGGCUGCGGCACCCGCACCAGUCGCUGCGCCUGCCGAGCCUGCACAAGGAGAACCCCAGGCCGGUCCUGUUCGCAAAGGUGCCCCCGCUCCCGAAGCUCCUCGCCAAAAUGGGACCGGCUGGCGACGACACGGCCGUCCAGGGGGUCGUCAAGUUCAUCGAGGCGAGGUCCAAGGAGGGGGCCGCGGGGGCCCAUCUCCCCGACGUCGCCGCCUUUUCCGCAUUUGUCGCCAGCUCCGUCGAGUCGCUGUCGCCGGACUCGCUGUUCCCGUUGGUGGACAUGCUGCGCUGCGGACUCGUCGACCCCCGGCUCAGCGGCUGCUUCGCCGAGGAGGCGGACCACAAGACCAUCUCUGCCCUCCUCACCCACGUCAACGGCCUGGAUAGCUGCCCAUACCCCCUGCGCCUUGUUACCCUGCAGGCCGCCUGCAACCUCUUCUCCAGCACGCUCUACUGGGGCCCGAUCCUGAGCCACGCCGGGCUGCGCUCCCAGGUCGUGCGGCUCGUAUCCUCCAGCUUCCUAGACGAGGCCCACACCAGCGUCCGCGUCGCCGCCGCCUCGGUUUUGUUCAACGUGGCAGUGGUCAACGGCGCGGGCCGGAGGGGAGGAGGGCGGCCGUGGCCGGGGCCGGGGCCGGGGGACCCGCUGUCGGACGACGAUCAGGUGGAGCUGGCGGCGUCCGUGGUGGAGGCCAUCUCGCGGGAGGGUGAGUCCCGCGAGGCGCUCGAGGGCAUGCUGCUCGCGCUGGGUCGCCUGCUCUACAGGCUGCCGCCCGACAGCGAGCUCGCAGACCUCGUGGCGGCGCUCGAUGCUAAGGGGACGGUGUUGGCUAAGAAGGCAAAGUUCAAGGGCAUGUCGCUGAUUGACGAGAUCGGGUCCGAGCUGCUCGGGAACGUGACCAAGGGGUUCAAGUCGCCAGCGCAAUGACGUGCAUUUUAGCAAUAUUGCGCUGGCUGUUCAUAUCUGCGGCAUCGACAUGAUAAAACUAAAGGAUAAUGAUGGUUACCACCAGAGGGCAUGAAUAGAAAUACAACUCAAUCCGGCGACUUAGUAUGGCAAUAUGAAUUCAUGGGGUCUAGUGGCUACAUUGGGGCGUGACACUAUCUGAUUGCCACAUAUCUGGCUGAUCCUAAACAAUUCGUCCAUGGCCCGUCA